UUGUAUUAAAGUAAAGAAGAAAAGCGUGAAGAAAAUUUUUUAACAACCUCAAAAAUGCCUUAUUACGGAGACGGAAGCUCAUAUUAUUAUGGGAAUUCCUUCGCCAAUCACAGUUCCUUGAUGACAGGCACCGGGCGACCCUUUAACGUUCCACUGGCGAGAUUUUCUCCUCAUCUAUCGACCAUCUCCGAAUCGCCGUUAAGUAAUUUGCGAAGAUAUUCACCAGUCACGAUAGCAAGACGACCUCGACGCACCAUUGACACGGCAGAUAUUGACGUUUCAACGCCAAGAACAUUAACGCGCGAGAAUUCCCAUCAGCGGCAUCAUCUUCGCAGGGACAGGCCGACAAUUAAAAUUAGAUCGCAGGCUCUGAAAGAUAAUCCAGCAUUGCGUGAGCAUUAUGAGAAACAUGAGAAAAAUGUUGGUGAAAUGUUGGUUGAGAAAUUUCUCAUCAAAGAAAAGAAAUAUGAUCGUGAUAAUAUUGGUGGUCUUCACUUACAUAAUCAUCAGCAACAACAGCAGGAACAGCAACAGCAUCUUCAUCACGAGCAACAGCAACAAAAACAACAAGCAAAUCACGAAUGUGAUUCAAAAAAUGCUCUCACCGAGGCUAUUCAAAGACGAGUCACCCGGCGUUUCACUCGAAGAAGAUCGUCCGCUGAUGUGCAAUUAAAUUCAGAGCAACUGGAGCGUGAACUUGCUUACGCACAGGUACAAGCCGAAGUUUUGGACACUCUCGUCGCCGAGGAGCAAGCCGAAAUGGAAGUCGAGGCACGGAAGGCGUUCGCCAAGAAAAAGACCCAUCGACCAGCUCACAAUCUUCCCCAGGUUGAGAUAAUUCAAACGAGUGAGUCAGUUUUGCACGACGACAAUGACGACGAACUGUCACGCAUUCGCAAGAAGGUAAAGAAGAAGAAAAAAAGCAUUGACAAACUGCACUUACCAACGAAUCACGAGCAAGAAAUAUUCUCUCAAUCAGUGACAGAGGACUCGAAUAGUAAUAUCGAGAGCAGAGAAGACGAGGAAGAACAGAGGCCAAUUCAAAAAUUCAAAGUCGAAGCCUGCAACAGUGUUGGCGAUUUUUCUACACUUUGGAUAAAAACAUCGCCCGAAAUCGAGGCAAAAACAGGCGAACAAUUUAGAGAAAGUGUCCGACUUCCAGCACCUAAAAGACUACCAGUCAGCAAUUUAGAAACCGAGGCGAAAAUUGUCUUACCAAUUCCAAAGACUUACAUUAAGGACAAUUCGAGAAAUAGCGUUUAUUUGACGGUGAAAAAAGCCGAUAAUAAUUCAUCGCAGAACAUUAAUCAGUCCAAGAUAUCGAAUCAUACUAGCGCAACAACGAUCAUUGAUCAUCAUGAAUCGAAACUUGCCAAGAUCGAUUCUAAAGAUACAUGCGACACUCCUCUAGAGGUCAAAAACAUUUCUGAUACCUUGGCCGUCAGUUCUGCGCCUAAUGUGCGGAAGUCUCUCAACACGGAUGCAAAAGAUAAUUUCCGCAACACUUCUCUAGAAACCGAGACGAAAACUAGUAAUAAUACUUUGAAGACUGACAGUUUGUCAAACGAAGUUGAGAAAUUGGAAAAAAUCCCCGCAGAUAAACAACAAGAACAAUCGACUGACGAGAAACCAAAGGAACUUGAAAUUUCAAAACCAAAACAGGAUUUUCACCAAAAAGUAGACAAAGAAGAUAAACCCCAAGAAUUAAUAGUUUCAUCGAAAGACAAAGUAUUCUCGAAAGAGAACAACACACCUAGAUUAGAGUCGCCAAUUAGGGCGAAGCUCGCCUCUAAAGAUAGAACAUUAAAAAGUCACCCAGAGGGGGUGUCAUCACUAUCGAACGAAAUACCAACCGAUGGAAUAAAAUCACCAGUGCUUUCGACAAAUGACCCAUCAUUCUCAAAGGAGACAACAACAAGUUUACAACUCCAGGAAAAAUCGCGAAUCCCCUCCAAAAAACCAGUCGUCAAAUCCAAGUUCACCUUCAAUCGUAAGGAAAACGAACCAAAGGGAAAACCAAGAGAAUUUUUGAAAAUACCCGAAAAACAAGAAACAUCACCAUCCGAUGAAGUGACACCGACAAACGAAAUUCCCACCGAACGUGAAAGUGAUAAAGAAGAAACAAAUUCGGAAAUCGAUUUUUGGAGUGAAAUCAAAUCGGCAAAAAUGGAGAUAAAACGACCCGAACCAUUGGAUUUGAGUCGAGUACGUGAAUCACUGAAAUCAUUCGACAGUCCAUCGGCGUCCCUUCCAACUUCUGGUGUAUCAACCCCAUUAUCAGAGAUUUCACAAACAAAUCUCUCCUCCGAUGGAUUCCCAUUGUCAACCGACACAUCAAUUCUCGACGAUGACGAUGGUUUGGCAACGCCAACAAACGAAUCCAUCACUACAAUUACCAAAUGGAACAAGCAGGAUAAUCUCUCAAAUCUCACGGAUUUGGAAAAGGAUUUAUCGACCCUUCCAUCGAAGAAAAUAAUUAGCAGCACCACAAGCAGUCCCGCCGAUUCGAAAAAGAAGAAGAAGAAAAUCGUCAAACGGAAAAAAUCCAAAAACGAUAAAAAUGAUACGGACAGUGUUAAGAGUUCGACGAAAUUAUCGAAAAAGAAGAACUUCACUCCUGAUUCAACGAUGAAAAUGUCAAAUGCACGCUCAUCGCCUCGUGAUGCGCCAUGUCGUCCAUCGGAUCUCAUGAGAAUAUUCUACACAACGCCGAGGCAAUUAAUGACAGCGACACCGCGCGAUUUACGUAAAGUGAGACGAGUAAAAGUUAAAAAGCGUAAACCACCGCCUAGAAAUUCAUCAAUUAGCAGUGACAGUACGGGAAGUACGACAAGUACUCAGAGUACAAAUACAAGUGCAGAGGAUGGAUGUAAUUCGAUGGAUGAAUUGGAACAGAAAAGAAUGGCUUCAACGCGAAGCAAUGAUUCUGGAUUUGACGGUUCGCCAAGACUAUCGAAUUGUGACAUGGCGUGCCAUAAGAAGUGUGAAAAAUUAACAGGAAAUCUUUGUGGAUUAAAUCAAAAACUUGUUGCCGAAGCUUUACAAUCGUUGAAAAGAGCUCCAUCCCAAUCGUUAGAAAAUCACAGUUCUGACAAUUUUCACACGAGCGGACGAAUUACACCACCAGCCACAAAUUUGCCGAGAUUUAAAAAAUACGCAGUGACAGACUUCAAUUUCUUAAAGGUCUUGGGCAAAGGAAGCUUUGGAAAAGUAUUGCUGGCGGAAUUACGUGGAACAGAAUGCAUCUACGCGGUGAAAUGUUUAAAGAAGGACGUUGUCCUCGAGGACGAUGACGUCGAGUGUACUCUAAUUGAGAGAAAAGUACUGACAUUAGCCACCAGGCAUCCAUAUCUUUGCCAUUUAUUUUGCACCUUUCAAACGGAAUCACAUCUUUUCUUUGUCAUGGAAUAUUUGAAUGGUGGCGAUUUAAUGUUUCAUAUUCAAAAAUCGGGACGAUUCUCCGAAGCGCGGGCACGAUUUUACGCUGCUGAAAUUUGGUCUGGUCUUAAUUUCCUCCAUAAAAAAGGCAUCGUCUAUCGUGACCUUAAACUCGACAAUGUUUUACUCGAUUUUGAAGGUCAUAUAAGAAUUGCCGACUUUGGAAUGUGUAAACUGCAAAUUUUCUUGGACAGGACGGCCGAUACAUUCUGCGGGACACCUGACUAUAUGGCACCUGAGAUAAUAAAGGGUUUGAAGUACAAUCAAGCCGUGGACUGGUGGUCUUUUGGUAUUCUCCUUUACGAAAUGCUUACGGGACAAUCGCCCUUUUCUGGCUGUGAUGAGGAAGAAUUAUUUUGGAGCAUUUGCAAUGAAAGGCCUUUUAUUCCUCGAUAUUUGUCUCAAGAUUCGACGAGCAUGUUAAUAUGCUUAUUAGAAAAAGAUUCCGGGAAACGACUACCCGCUCAUGAAAUUGCCGUUCAUCCAUUCUUUCAGAGUCUAGCGUGGGAUAAACUGGAACGAAGACAAUUGGAAGCACCGUUUAAACCAGCCGUGGAACAUACCCUUGAUACGAGAUACUUCGAUACAGCAUUCACGGCAGAACGACCGCGACUCACCGCUGUUCCGGAGGAUAUCCUCACUUCAAUGGAUCAGAAUGUGUUCAGAGGAUUUUCAUACACAAAUCCAAACGCCACAGACUGAAAAAUUCAAUAAUUCUCUUUAAUUAAUUGAAUAAUAGGAAAUUGGCAUAAAUAUUAAAGUAUUUUUGGAUAUUUUACAUUCGUGAUCAUUAAAAAACAUUUCAAAAAUAUAUAUUUAAUAAAAAUUAAAAAUAAUAAUAUAUUUAUUUAAUAUGUUAAUAAAAAAGUAAUAUAUUAUUUAAUAUGUUAAUAAAAAAUAAUAUAUUAUUUAAUAUAAAAAAAUUAAACUAUUGUGAAAAUAAAUUUUCUCUGUUUAAUCUUUAAUAUAGUUUAUAAACUGUCAAGAGUUACAAAUUUUUAUAAAAAUUAGAAAAAAAACGAAGAAGAAUUUAAAAUCCAACUUCAAUUUUUUUUACUACACUUUUUCGAUUUUUGAAAAUUUCUAAAACUUUUAAAAGAAUUCGAAAUUCUCCAAGUAAAUUCAAGUAAGCUCAAGAGUGUAAAAUUCAGUUUUUCAGCUUCCAACAAAGUUAUACAGUAUUGAGGAUUAUAUUUUCAUAUUUCUAUUGUGAAAAGCACUCGCUCAAUUGUACACACUUUUAUAAAAUAAUGGAUUUUGUGUUCCGAAUGCGAAGUUGGGGGGAAAAAGUAAAAGAAUUUCUUAAUCGACAAAAAUGAAGGAAUGGACUGAAUUGUAACUUUUAUACUACAAUGCAAUUUUUCUUUUUUUUAUACAAAAAAAAAAUUGUUGCCUUUUUGUUCAAGCCUUGAAAAAAUAAUACCUUUUAUUUAUUUAUUUUUUUUUUUUUGUCAAGAGAAUAUGAGUCGCGAUUUUGUGAAUGAAUGAGUUUUAGAAAGAAUUUAUUUAUCUCUAUUGAUAUAAGUUUUAAUGCUGCGAUAGUUUUUUUUCGAUGAGAAUAAUUGUACAGAAUUUUGUAUUCAAGUAAAUCGUUGAAUAUAAAUGAGCGAGUGUUCGCUCAUAAAAAA
Leptopilina heterotoma is the source of this 5066-nucleotide messenger RNA. Its product is annotated as serine/threonine-protein kinase STE20-like. Gene Ontology annotation, molecular function: ATP binding; protein serine/threonine kinase activity. The record is from RefSeq and is a predicted model, not a curated record. Gene Ontology annotation, biological process: protein phosphorylation. NCBI's taxonomy places the organism in Eukaryota, Metazoa, Arthropoda, Insecta, Hymenoptera, Figitidae. The transcript has 8 exons. The coding region runs from base 55 to 4140 and encodes 1361 amino acids.